This is a messenger RNA of Paramormyrops kingsleyae, 2100 nucleotides long. It is a transcript of the gene phospho2, whose product is annotated as phosphatase, orphan 2. NCBI's taxonomy places the organism in Eukaryota, Metazoa, Chordata, Actinopteri, Osteoglossiformes, Mormyridae. The record is from RefSeq and is a predicted model, not a curated record. Gene Ontology annotation, molecular function: phosphatase activity.
GCGAUGUUGACAUACUGACGAACCAAUCAAAAUGCAGAUAAACGAAAACAGUUAUUUCUGCAAGAUCGGGGUGGAGCGUAGACAAGAGUGAAACGAAAGGCAGCAGAAUGAAGACUUUAGUCGUUUUCGAUUUCGAUCACACGUUGGUGGAUGGCAAUAGUGACACUUGGGUGAUCAAAUGUGCCCCCGACCAGUGUAUCCCAGACUGGCUGAAGAACUCGUACCAAAAAGGACGAUGGACUGAAUAUAUGGGACGUGUGCUCACCUACUUAGGAGAUAAUGCAGUCAGUCGGGACACAGUACGAAGUGUCAUGGAAACACUGCCCUUCACAGACGGAAUGAUUGACCUACUGAAGUUCAUCGCGAGUAACAAAAACUGCAUAGACUGCAUAAUAAUUUCUGAUUCCAACACCCUGUUCAUCGACUGGAUUUUACAAGCCGCCGGCGUACAAGCGGCUGUUGAUCGCGUGUUCACUAAUCCUGCCAGGUUUGACGAACGGGGUUACAUGAUAGUGGAGUGUUACCAUUCCCACGAAUGCCGGCAAUGCCCAGUCAACCUGUGCAAGAAUGAAGUGCUGGACGAAUUCCUAAAAAGUCAGUCGCAGCACGGCGUUGAGUACCAUUUGAUCUGCUAUAUUGGCGAUGGUGGAAAUGACCUUUGUCCCGUAAAGAGCUUAAAGCCGAGCGAUUUGGUGCUGCCACGCAAAGGGUAUGCUUUGGAGAGGCUGCUGACGAAGUCCGAAUCGGAGUUACUGAAGCCUCGAAUAGUGGUGUGGUCCGACGGCUUUGAAAUUAUGAAUGAAAUAACUGCACUAAUUGAGUAAUGUAUUCUAAAUGUAGACUGGGUGUGACUAAAUGAACCAGCAUUUUAAUACACUUGUUGCACAUGGCUAGUAAAAUAUCUAGAAUCUUGACUUUUUGAACUAUGAGGUUUGUUGGAUUCAAGCACUAUACUUGACGGGGCACAAAUACUUAGUAAUAACUCAGUUACUGCUGAAGUACAAAUUAUGAACAAAUGCAGUCGUUACUUGAAAUAAAAGAUGCCUAAAGAUUCAGAUGAGCAAACAUGAUCAGUAUUUCACUUGUGUUAUUCAUUACUGGUUCCUCCAGUAGUUCCUUCGGUACUUCACAAAGGUUUACAGAAUUAACAGAUAUAGUAACAAACAUAUAUACUACUUGGGAUGAAACAUGCAUCAUGAAUCAUUAAUGAUGAGCAAAUAUGAAUCAGUAUUUCACUUGUGUUAUACAAGACCUGUUCCAUUCAGUAGUUCUUUCAGUAGUUCUCAAAGGUUUACAGAAUUAACAUAUAGUAACAAAUAUAGUAACUGCUUGAGAUAAAACAUGUGUAACGAUUCAUUAAUGAUGAAUUAAUAUAAGAUCACUAUGGAAGUAUAAGUUUGUGAUUAAUUGAUACAUAAGUAAUAGCAUAAUACUAUAUUAUUUGUACCCCGUCAAGUAAAGUGUUACCAAUAGUUUUGUGAAGGAAACUGCAUAAAUUCAUGAAGAACUGUCAAUUGUAUAAUCAGAAUAUAAUGGACAGUACAAUUUAUCCAUGCCAUCUAUCCGUGAGACUGCCUAUUGUUAUUGUAUUCAAUUCAAAAGGAAUGUCCAUAUAUGUGAUAUAUUGUAUUCUGCAUUUUUGUAUGUUGAAACAAGUGUGUAAAUUGUGCAGAUAUUUUAAUAACCUGAUCACCAAAUCCCGUUUACAAUACUUCUAAGAAGGCAUUAAGGCUACAGAACAAGCCCAUGUAUAUACCAUAAUCUUAAAGUGAAAGAAAUGUGUUGUUAUGUCUGUCUUUUGGAAAAAGGAGAAUUAUUUGCAGGGUAUAUGGAAUCCAGUACUUCAUCAUACAAGGUGCUUUUGUGGCUCAAAAUAGUGAUGGAAAAGUGAAGCAAUGAAUCCCAGGAGUCACGUGUACAGACUCUAAAAGUAUACACGCUAAGUCAUGACUUACAGUACGGUCUUAGUUAUAAGUAACUCACUGAAAUAGUUGUCGCCAAUAAAAGUGGAUCAGGUCGUAUAAUGGCCAUUGCCAGAGUAAAUUAACAAAUUAAUUUUUAUAUCCACAACACCUAUAGUUAAUAAAAUAUAUCAUUUUA